Molecule: messenger RNA, 4468 nt
Organism: Pezoporus occidentalis (night parrot)
Lineage: Eukaryota; Metazoa; Chordata; Aves; Psittaciformes; Psittacidae
Gene: SEC22A
Product: SEC22 homolog A, vesicle trafficking protein
Exons: 8
Coding region: 277-1041 (254 amino acids)
Biological process (GO): endoplasmic reticulum to Golgi vesicle-mediated transport
Cellular component (GO): membrane
Source: RefSeq, a predicted model, not a curated record
GUGCUGCUGCCGGUCCGCUCCGAUAGCUCAACAUGAACGUUAACUGUCAAGAUCAUUUUAAAAGUGAAGAGAACAGUAUUUUUCCUUCUGAGAGCUGGCUGCAGGAUUCUGAGUUUCUCCUGCAGUACUGUCCUAUUCACUACCAUUUCCUAAAGCGGGUCAUGGAGCUAUGUUCCGUUCUUCACGUUAGGUACUAAUGAAGUUACUUGCUUCGUCAGUGGAAAUGCAGAUCCAUGAAAUUACAUUUUGUGCAAGUUGUUGUUAACUCUGUUGGCAAUGUCUAUGAUUUUAUCUGCCUCUGUGGUCCGUGUGAGGGAUGGACUCCCACUGUCCGCAUCUACUGAUUAUGAGCAGAGCACGGGAAUGCAGGAAUGUAGAAAAUACUUUAAAAUGCUCUCAAAGAAACUUUCUCAGCUUCCUGAUAGAUGUACUCUGAAAACUGGGCAGUAUAAUAUAAACUUUAUAAGUUCUCUGGGAGUAAGCUAUAUGAUGUUGUGCACUGAAAAUUAUCCCAGUGUCCUGGCUUUCUGCUUCCUGGAUGAGCUUCAGAAAGAAUUCAUCACUACCUACAAUAUGAUGAAGACAAAUACUGCUGUCAGACCAUACUGUUUUAUAGAGUUUGAUAAUUUCAUUCAGAGGACCAAACAGAGAUAUAACAGCACACGUUCUUUGUCAACAAAGAUGAAUCUUGCUGACAUGCAGACAGAGAUCAAACUGAGACCACCUUACCAAAUUUCCUUGUCAGAACUUGGUUCAGCUAAUGGAUUUGCACAUUUAUCUGUGGCUGAAUAUAAGGGUACUGGUAAGAUAUCUGCAGCUCUUCAUCAGCGUCUGGAACCUGUGACUCUGCCAGGGAUUGUCUCAUUUGUGCUUAGCCUGUUGUGCGGGGCUUUGAAUUUAAUUCGUGGCUUUCAUGCCAUAGAAAGUCUUCUCCAGAAUGAAGGUGAAGAUUUCAGCUAUGUUAUUGCAUUUUUUCUUGGAACAGCAGCCUGUUUGUACCAGGACACAGACUGUAUCUUUAUAGUUCUACAGGCAACCUGAGGUUGUUUCCUAGCAAGAAGGAGGUGUGUAGCAACAAGAUGACACUCCAUAGCUCUCCUGGUGGUCUCUCCCUGUGCGCCAGGUGUGGCUACACUGGAAUGCUGUGCUGUGUCUCUUACUGAGCAGCUGAAAAGGAAAGGUAGGAUGUCCAUUAGCCUGUAUUUCAUUUCAGACUGAAUUGCAACAGUUACUUGAAGGACAGGAGAGGUCCAAGCAUACCUGAGUGGUGAGAGCAGGAGAGUCCUGCUCUUAGCUCCUCAGUAAAGGCAGGAGUGAAAACUAUUGCUCUUGAUGGCACAGCAGGGUUGCUGGUAAUGGUUUUGUCCGGGCUUUGGUUGUUGUGAACUCAGGGUUGUGUGACCAGCCCAAGGUUGUUGUGAACUCAAGGUUCACAGCGCCAGCUUUGGCCUUUAUGGCUCCUGUUGGAACUUGGGCUGCAGCACGUAAGAAGGGAUUUGCCACUAGGUGGGGAGGCCUUGUGUGGAGCCUUUUGCGGGCACCCUUGUAGCUAGGAGCAGCAGCAGCAUGUACAGUAGGGUUCUGUGGUGCACUAUUAACUGCUGUGCUGCUGGGGAGGGUGGUGUCCGUUAGAUGGUGGCACACACAGCCUGGGGUGGUUAUUUUUUGCUUAUCUGUAGUUGGAUUUGAUGGUUUGUGUAUCAUCAGUUACUUUGGAAGGAGUGGCUGCUCUUAGGGGGAGACAUGCCCUCCCUUUCCCCUGUGAUGGAAGGGGUCUUCUUGUCUCAGCCUGAGCUUGUGGCACUGCUCAGCAAUCAUGGUAGUUGGGCUAAAACCGCACAAGUCUGUUCCAGUAGAUGGCAAUAGUUAUUUGCAGGUGAAAUUCUGUGUUUAAAGAAAAGAUCUCUGAGCCCAGCUGCUUACAGGGGAAGCUCGCUUGCUCUGACUGUUCUCCUGUGGAGCUUUUUAUUCAAAUGGCACCUGUGCUGUGCCAGCAUUGCCUCUGAGCUUGUCAACACUGGGUUCUCACCAUGCUGUAAUUCUCACCUGGCACCCACCACUUCCUUACCCGCUCUUCUUGGCACCGGCUUUCAGUGGGAGCUGUGAAGAAUGGGGUUGGCACCAGCAGUGCAGCCUUGUUACCAUUGCUGCAAGCCAAAUGCCAGGGCAGAGCAGGGCGAGUGGGGACUGUGGACUGCUCAGGGGCAGAAAUUGGAAAAUAGAACCUUGCGUUAUAGACAAGCUGCCUGUCUGUCACAUGGCAGAAAAACAGUGCUGCUGCUGUCUCCCAUCCCAUCAGAAGUUCAGUGUUCUCAGUCCUGCCCCAGCCUGCCCAGGUGCUCUGGCUUUAUCAAUUGAAAAUCCUGGGACCAAAUGGAUCAAGAGAGUGUAAUCUGAGGGGUUUCAUCUUAAAACAGUUGAUCUGCACUUUUUCAGGCUGCAUCCCAACCUUUCUCUCCCAAACUUCAAAGUUUGGGAGUGAUGAUGCCCUGAGGAGCAGUCAGAAAGGUUAACAGAAUGAAAAUACUUGCUCCAUGGCAUAGAUGCUGGCCAGAUGUUGGUGCCCACGUGUAUUGUGUAAAGCACAGACAGCAAGGCCAGGGAUACUGGCAGUGCAGGGAACACGUGUAAGAAAUCUGGUGCGUCCCAAAUGUAUCAUUCUAUUAUGUGCAGGCAGAUACUUGAAGCAGCCAGCUUUGUGUUGGAGAGAAGUGGCUGAACACCUUAAAAUUCACCAGAAUGCUUUCUGGACAGAAAAAAAUGCAUGUAGGGAAAAUCAUUCAGCCUAUCAGUGUGUGCAGCAACUUAAAUGGGAGAGCAGAGCACUGGAGGCUACUGGCUUCCUUCCCUGGUAAUACCCAUCUCCAGAUAGUUUCAAAAAUUGCUUGUAUGAGAUGAUGUCCUAAAUUGCAUGAUUAUAUAAGAUAAUAUAUAAAGUAUUAAAUAGUUCUUCACCAUCUUUCUUAGCCUGAUACUUGAAGUAUUUCAUGGCUUUUUUGUUAACACAACUAUUUUCUCAGUACACUUAUAAAACCCCUCCUAGCAGAUAGGAGCUUGCAAGUAAGUAAUUUGUUUCUUAGUUGCCUAUGGUCUUCUCAACCAAAUAAGUCAGUUGACAGCUGCAGCUUAUUGUUUGUCAGUUAUAAUUCAGGCUUCUGUUAAUAGAUAGAUAGCAUUAUGUGGAGCAUUUACUUCUACCUGUAAAGACUGGAAAUGUUGCAUGGCAAGCAGAGCUGCCACCUUCCAGGUGUCCUUGAGAGGACAAGUACCGAGGUACCUGGGGAAUUUUUUGGUGACGGUGGUGUACUUUAUAAACUACACACAAUUUUUAUUUUAUUUUAUUUUUUUUUUUUAAUAGGACAUAGACACAGAAUAAUUUAAGCUGUUCAGUUAUACCAGUAUAUUUACCCACAGUGCCACGAGGCUUUGUCAGCUCUGCUGAGGCUACCCUUUCAGGGCAAGUGGGUGCACAAGAGGGACCCGGGGGAUGUUCAGGGUGCAGUCAAGACCUUGCUGCUCUCUGUACUGGGUACUGCGUAGCACCAGUGUGGUCAAGCAGCCACCUGUUGAUGCUGGUCAAGAAAGGGAUGUUUCCGUUUGCAGAUUCAGUAUCAUCUCCUACACAGCUUACAUAUGAUCACUAGCCAGGUGCAGCAAAAAUAAAACAGAGACACUUUACCAGUGAAACAGUGUUUAAUAUAGUUAAAUUACUUAAAUAGAUUUCAAUUUCCAUGGGAAAUCAUAACUGUAUCCAUUUUUGCAAGAUCCAGAGUAAAGAGUGUGUGAAUACCCCUUGAAAUGAUCAUGACGCACUGUCAACAAUCACAGCUAGAGAUACGGGGGACUUGAAAUUUCAUUGACAACACAACUUUAUAAGAUGAAUCAAAAGUUAAGAAGACCGCAGACUUUCAUAAAGCAGAAAGCAAACCUAAAACCGAGUUUAUGGCAUGAAGGUAAUGAAUCUGAGUGAGGGGGCAAAAAGGGAUGGAAGGUGGAGAGGGGAAGAAAGGUGUAACAGCAUGAUGCAACAGAAAUAUUUUGCAAACCAGGGAAGAUGUAAAGGAGCAAAAGUAUAGUACAAGGGCAGACUUGGCAGUUUUACAGAAGUCAAUAUACUAUACUUUUCAGAGAUGUUUCCUAGUGGAAGGGAGAAGGAAAGGGGCGAUGCCAUUUAAGCUCGUGUUUAAAUGGCUUAAUGCUUAGGUUAUGCUUAGCAGUAUAGCAAAUUAAUCAAGACAGGCCCAUGGAUUUUCACUUCUUCUUGUUGAGUAGGAAAAAAUAAAUCACCACCACCAUAGUGCAAUCAAUAAGCUGUUAGUACUACAGUAAUUCUGCCCUGAGAAGAGUGGAAAAGAACUUUAUUAAAUGUCAAAAGAUUGGAGUAAUUUUUAGUUCUAGCCAAAUUCAAUAUCAAAACUCUCCCAUCAUAGAAUAUAAAAAAUAUAGCAUUUUUUAAAAUUCUUUUUUU